AUGUCCGCUAUUCAAAAAGUUGCCAUCACUGAACCGUUGGUGGAUGUUGUAGAUAAUGCGCAAGUUGUCACUAAUUAUUACUGCUCAAAAGAGAAAUUUCCAGGUGGUGCCAUUUGCAGGUUCCAUGCGGGGUGUUCGUGCCAUCCAUUGCUAUGGGUGCAACAGCAGGAACUCGAAGGACUCGUAGGGAUGAGCAUGGAGAGGUUUUUCUCUCAUUCCAGAAGCAAAGGGAGCUAUUGUUCAUACUGGUCUUGCCAGAACGGAAAAGACUGCGUCAUGCCCGGGCUCUAUGCCAUGGUUGAAGCAGCGGCUGUAUUAGGAGGAGUAACUAGAAUGACGGUGUCGUUGGUUGUGAUUAUGUUUGAAAUUACGGGAAGCUUGGAGUUCAUUGUGCCCACUAUGGUUGUCACAAUGUUUGCAAAGUGGAUCGGUGAUGCGAUUUCGAAAGGUGAUGCUCUCACUGUGAAGAAAGGUGAAGAAAUGACGAGUUACUUUUCCGUUGCACCGAAUGCUAGAAACGAAUGCGAUCUCGACUUCAAAAUCAAGAUGGAAUUCCAUGGUGAUCUUUGCGAUUUCGUCGAGGAAAAUAUCUAUACUGUGCGCUGA
This is a messenger RNA of Cylicocyclus nassatus, 606 nucleotides long. The record is from the annotation of a GenBank genome assembly. Lineage: Eukaryota; Metazoa; Nematoda; Chromadorea; Rhabditida; Strongylidae.